AUGGCGAGGGUGGAGGUACGGUCGGAGAACGUGCUGCUGGUCAAGAACUCAGCCUUCAAGUGGACCAUCACCUGGCUCUUCUGCUUCCUCCUUCUCUUUGUUCCUGCCAUCUUCUUCCUUGCCGCCGCCAACCAGCCGGUCGACAGCUCGAGCGUGCGAAUCCCGACAUGGAUCGGGGCGGUGCUCCUGACCUUCGCCUUGAUGUCCUUCCUGGUGCUCCUGCCUUUCACGAUCGUGACGAACACGAGGAUGGACAAGAACUUGGACUCGUUCAGGCAGGAGCAUCAGCUUCUCAACUGCAUCCCCUGCGUCUGCUACUCCUCCAGCGAGUUCGCCCUCUCAGAAAUCGUGAGCAUCCGGGUCGAGAGCUUCCAAGACAACUUUGUCGGAGAGGGCGAGGACUCUCAGGACAGAGCACAGUUCUCCUUCGGUGAGGGCGAGGACGAAUACUUCGAGUCCAGGUACGGGAUGAAAUCGCGAUCGCAAGUCGUCGUCUACUUCCAGCAGGACUCGCGCCCGGUCACUACCUUCACAUCCGGCACCCCGUCAUGCCUGCAGGUCAGGUCGAGCAGGAUGACAGCUCAUGACAUCAAGACCCAGCUGGACAGGUUCCUGGGGCUCGAGGUGAACGUGCUGGAGAUCAAAGACGGCAGUCAGCAUCCCGACGAUGUCUCGCACGAUUCGCUUCCCAACGACCUCGAGAGCUUUCCCCGUCAUUCGCCUCUUGUCGGCGACGAGGAUGCAGGUCAAGUCUCCUACCUACAUGCUGGCGUCGGGCAGCUGGACACGCCGAUGGGGGGGAUGGAGGUCAUGGAAGUGCCGGCAUACGUGAGGCCGCGGAGGAGGGUGGAGGGGCUCGCUGGUCCCGAGGGCGCGGGGAGAGGAACGGUGCAAGAGAGGAUGGCGUACAUGGAAGCAGACACGACAACAUCCCUACCCCGAGGGUCCCGCAAGGUCGAAGAGCUCCAAGUGGCGCACGAGCUGAACCUGCCGGAGUCUCCCGUCGAGGUGCAACGAGCGUAUCCCAAGAAGAAGAAACAUGAGAGCGACGAGGAGCGGAGGCUCCGGAAGGCUCUGAAGAAGCAGGCGCUCAAGGACGAGACUCCUGAGCAGCGCGAGGCGAGGAAGGAGCUCAAGAAGUCGAGGAAGAACAGAGCCGACGCUGGUAGCGUCGCUGCGGGAGGUCAGGACGCGCUGGAAAGCCUCGAGGGUUUUGAGCAUGACGGGGAAGGCAGAGGAGGAGGGAGCGGCAAUGAGGCGGAGAGCUCUGACGAUUGA
Guillardia theta CCMP2712 is the source of this 1278-nucleotide messenger RNA. RefSeq lists its product as hypothetical. Bases 1 to 1278 code for a protein of 425 amino acids. The transcript has a single exon. NCBI's taxonomy places the organism in Eukaryota, Cryptophyceae, Pyrenomonadales, Geminigeraceae. The record is from RefSeq and is a predicted model, not a curated record.